AUGAAGCUCAGCGUCUCCUACGGUCAACUCUUCGCCCUCUUGGGAUCCCUCUUGUUCGUCUCACAAGCGAGCGCAAAGUGCUCGACCUCGACCUUCAAGCAUCCAGGACUCCUGCACACGACCGAGGAUUUCAACCGCAUCACGGGAUUCCUCGACGCCAACAAGGAACCAUGGACCACCGGCCUCGAUAAACUCGCGGCUCGCGCCAACUCUCGCUACACUCCGAGCCCCAAGGAGGUCGUUUGCCGCGGCGGCCCGGGCCGUGAGUGCAUCCCGCAGAACUACGCCUCCCUCUUCCGCGACGCGGCCGCCGCCUACGCCAACGCCGUCUACUGGAGGCUCACGGGCGACGAGGCGCACGCCAACGCCUCCGCCAGGAUCCUCGACGCCUGGAGCGGCACGAUCCAGCGCAUCCACGGCCCCUCGGACAGGUACCUCGCCAGCGGCAUCUACGGAUACCAGCUCGCCAACGCGGCCGAGAUCCUCCGGGGGUGGGCCGCGUGGGACGGGCUGCCGGCCGUGACCGAGAUGCUCGAGAGCGUCUUCUACCCGAUGAACCACGACUUCCUCGUCAACCACAACGGCGCCGUCGUCGAGCACUACUGGGCCAACUGGGACCUGGCCAACAUGUGCACGAUGCAGGCCAUCGGCAUCCUCUCGGACAACAGGACCAUGUACAACGAGGCGGUCGACUACUUCAAGCACGGGGCGGGCAACGGGGCCAUCGAGAAGGCCGUCUGGAAGCUGCACACGGAGCCGGGAACGAACAAGACGCUCGGCCAGGGCCAAGAGGCAGGGCGCGAUCAGGGCCACUCCCUGUUGGACUUUGCCCUCCUCGGCGUCUUUGCCCAGCAGUCGUACAACCAGGGCGACGACUUGUUCUCGUACCUUAACAACAGGAUUCUCGCGGGCUCGGAGUACGUCGCAAAGUACAACCUUGGACACGACGUCCCCUUUGCGAACUUCACCAACAGCCACGGCACUGCGACGGCCAUCAGCGCGGCCGGGCGGGGAGAGCUCCGGCCCAUGUGGGAGCUGCUUUACGCCCACUACGGUGUCAUCAAGGGGCUCAAUGCUUCCUGGACCGAGGAGAUGCGUGAUUAUACGGUGAAGGAAGCCAGAGGCCCGGAGGGUGGCGGCGGAGACUACGGCCCGAACAGCGGCGGGUACGAUCAGCUGGGGUUCGGGACUCUGCUGUACCGACUCGAAUGA
Molecule: messenger RNA, 1212 nt
Organism: Colletotrichum higginsianum IMI 349063
Lineage: Eukaryota; Fungi; Ascomycota; Sordariomycetes; Glomerellales; Glomerellaceae
Product: Exopolysaccharide inner membrane protein
Exons: 2
Coding region: 1-1212 (403 amino acids)
Cellular component (GO): periplasmic space
Molecular function (GO): lyase activity
Source: RefSeq, a predicted model, not a curated record